This is a messenger RNA of Nycticebus coucang (slow loris), 1301 nucleotides long. It is a transcript of the gene PIR, whose product is annotated as pirin. The transcript is spliced from 10 exons. Bases 201 to 1073 code for a protein of 290 amino acids. Gene Ontology annotation, biological process: monocyte differentiation. Lineage: Eukaryota; Metazoa; Chordata; Mammalia; Primates; Lorisidae. Gene Ontology annotation, molecular function: quercetin 2,3-dioxygenase activity. The record is from RefSeq and is a predicted model, not a curated record. Gene Ontology annotation, cellular component: nucleus.
CCCCACGCCCUGACCCUCCAGAGGAUGCCGGCCAUGAACCGCUGAGUCACCGUGACGCGACUGGCCCGGCGCCCUUCGAACCUGCUGGCCCGGCCUCGCUCGCUCAGGCCGACUCCCGCGUGCCCCGCCGGACGCUGCGGAGGAUCCGAACGCCGCAACUAUCGCCUGAGCAUUUGAACCAUCUCAUCGUUGACUUUGACAUGGGGUCCUCCAAGAAGGUUACUCUCACCUUGCUUAGCCAGGAACAAUCUGAAGGGGUUGGAGCCAGAGUCCGCAGAAGCAUUGGGAGACCUGAGUUAAAAAAUCUAGAUCCAUUUUUGCUCUUCGAUGAAUUUAAAGGAGGUAAACCAGGUGGAUUUCCUGAUCACCCACAUCGAGGUUUUGAAACAGUGUCUUACCUCCUGGACGGGGGCAGCAUGGCUCAUGAAGACUUCUGUGGACAUGUUGGUAAAAUGGACCCUGGAGAUCUACAGUGGAUGACUGCUGGCCGGGGCAUCCUGCAUGCUGAGAUGCCUUGCUCAGAGGAGCCCGCACAUGGCCUACAAUUGUGGGUUAACCUGAGGGGUUCCGAAAAGAUGGUGGAGCCUCAGUACCAAGAGCUAAAAAACAAAGAAAUUCCAAAGCCCACUAAAGAUGGCGUAACCAUCGCGGUCAUCUCUGGAGAAGCACUGGGGAUAAAGUCUAAAGUUUACACCCGCACGCCAACUCUGUAUCUGGAUUUUAAAUUGGAUGAGGGUGCGAAACAUAUUCAGCCAAUUCCCAGAGGCUGGACGAGUUUUAUUUACACGAUCUCUGGAAACGUAUAUAUUGGGCCCAAUGAUGAGCAAGUAAAAAUAGAACCACAUCAUACGGCCGUGCUCGGGGAAGGUGACAAAGUUCAGGUGGAGAACAAAGAUCAGAAAAGAAGCCACUUCGUAUUAAUUGCUGGGGAACCCAUAAAGGAACCGAUUGUUCAGCACGGUCCAUUCGUAAUGAAUACCAACGAGGAAAUAUCUCAGGCCAUCCUAGACUUCAGAAACGGAAAAAAUGGCUUCGAAAAGGCCAAAACCUGGAAAUCAAAGAUCGGAAACUAGUGAAGACCACAAGAGCAGGUCUCCAUGCUUCCUAGAAUUUGGCCAUUUGUAGCAUGCAACUAUUCAAGGCCUUUAGUUUCUAAAGCUAACUUAGCCGGUGCUUCUAAAGAAUUACACGCUAAAGUGGUAACCUGGUUUAUGUAACAAGGCACGUAAGAUGAAAGUUUCCUAGCACCUGCAAAUAAAAGUAAUCGUUGCUUCUCUAAAAAAUCGAUGUUCUUCAUUUUG